AUGAAAGGACGUGUCCUCCUACUACGAGCGCCUGCGAGCGAUAGCGACGAUCGAUACGAACUAUGUCUGCGCGACAAGGGCUACGACCCGGUGUGCAUCCCGGUUCUCGAGACCGUGUUAUCGAACGGAGACGAACUCGCCGAUGCGGUCGAAGGCGGGCCUAACGGGAAAGAGUACGCCGGAGUGGUCAUCACGAGCGCCAGGGCUUGCGAAGCGUGGAAGCGGUCCGUCCGCCGGGUACUGGAGCGACGGGAGGUGGGCGGUGGUGGUGGUGGUGUGACCUGGACGUCUACCCCCUUCUACGUGGUCGGCGAAGCGACGAAAGCCGCGCUGUUGGACGUCGACGAAGACGUCCGCACGCGCGGUCGAGACUUGCUUCCGGAGGACGUCCGCGGGGCGCGGCAAGCGGGCACCGCCGAAACGCUCGCCCGCUUCGUCCUCGACGAUAUCGGCGGCGCGAGCGACGGGCCACGGAACCGGCGGCUGCUCUACCUGACCGGGGACAAAAACCGGGACGUGCUGCCGAAGAUCUUGGCCGAGGGCGGCUUGCAACUGGACUCGCUUCAAGUGUACGGGACUCGCGGAUCGUCGACGUUCCCGGCCGAUCUGGAUAGUGUCCUCGCCUCUAGCGACCCAGACUCCCGGCCUUGGUGGAUCGUGUUCUUCGCGCCCUCGUCCGCAGGAUACACCUUCCCCUUCCUCCAGCAACAUUUCGCCUUCGACGACGCCCCGACGCCUACGCUUGGACAGGCGCCAAGACGAGCUUUAGCUGCCGCGAUUGGCCCUACGACCACCGCGUUUCUCAAGGAUCAUCUACGUCUCUCUGUGGCGGUGGAAUCGCCGAAGCCGACCGCGGAGGAUCUGGCAGCUGCGAUCGCUGCAUACGAUGAAGCAGUUCAAUGA
Punctularia strigosozonata HHB-11173 SS5 is the source of this 903-nucleotide messenger RNA. RefSeq names its product tetrapyrrole biosynthesis uroporphyrinogen III synthase. The coding region runs from base 1 to 903 and encodes 300 amino acids. Gene Ontology annotation, biological process: uroporphyrinogen III biosynthetic process. NCBI's taxonomy places the organism in Eukaryota, Fungi, Basidiomycota, Agaricomycetes, Corticiales, Punctulariaceae. The transcript has 3 exons. The record is from RefSeq and is a predicted model, not a curated record. Gene Ontology annotation, molecular function: uroporphyrinogen-III synthase activity.